Molecule: messenger RNA, 4776 nt
Organism: Drosophila takahashii
Lineage: Eukaryota; Metazoa; Arthropoda; Insecta; Diptera; Drosophilidae
Source: RefSeq, a predicted model, not a curated record
UUACUUACAUAUUUUAUAACCCACACGAUGAGUGUCAACAAAUCCAGGCGGAGCACUCGAAGGACCCGAAGAUCCCUGACUUCCGGUAUCGAUCUCCUGGGCCCCUAUAUCUACUGCGUUAACUUUUACGACAAAGGAUUGAAGGCGGUGCGGGAUGAGUUUGUAAAGCGGGUAACUAGCGGCAGUCGUCGGGCGGUAUUCGUCGUUGAUUUGGAUAAGGAAAUUGCGGAGGCCAACUUUCAGUUUCAGCGAAUGUCGAAGGUUAAGAAAAUUGAUUAUUUGGAUUCGAAGUCAUUGGAUCCAGUAAACAUUGCGCUACAAUGCAUUCAAAACUGUGUCGACGAGUUUGACCAAAUAACCAAGAAAAUCGAGUCCGAGGCGAAUUUCGAUCUGCACGCCUACUGGCAACGUAAUAUCCCAGCUCAGCUCAAGAACCUGAUGCCCAAGAAAAAAGGUGCCCCGGAGACCAAGCGAGGUGGGGAUACGGCCAGGCCCAAAACGGGCAAGGGGUCCAGUGACAAGGUGCGUCUGGAAAAGAUCAAAUGCUCCUCCGUCACAGCCAAGGAGCACCACAAAGUUGGCAAGGGAGUGCCGGCGUCCAAGCGAGAGUACAUCAGAGACAAUCCGCUCUUCACGAAAAUGCUCAUCCUUAUCGUGGGUCAAAUGGACAACGAGUUCUACAAGAGUCUGCUGGCCUACGAUCAACCGCUGCGGGCGAUCAUCCACUUUAUGCCCGAGGAGAGUGCCUACGAUCUGCUGGUGCCUCGUCCUCGUCGGGAACAAGAGCUCCAGGAGGCACUGGCCGUCAUCCAGAGGGACAUUCACUCGCUGCGCAAGAGGACGCCCUCGAAACCGGUGGGCAUCUUCCAGCACCAGCUGCCCCAGAUGUCCGCCUGCAUGGCGUCCAAGUUCACGGACGACGUCUUCGACCAGCUGAGCUGGUACAUGUACGAUGUGGAAACGCUGCGCGAGUGGUACCGCAUGUUCUACGUGGAGCCGUACAGGGAGACGAAUGUGAAGAUGGAUCCCUCGCUGUCGCUGCAGGAAUCCUUUCACAUCGUCGAGUCGCUGAGCAUCCAGGGGCAUUACAUCAAGACCCAGGUGCCGGCUUCGCGGGACGAUGAUGCCACCGUCUACCUGUACAUGGAGUCGCUGAUGACCACGUUUGGCAAUCCCAGGGAACUGAUGACCGAAACGGAGGUCCUCCUCCUGGCCAACCCGACGCCAUCGGUUCAAACGCGAGUGCUGGAUAAGGUCAAAGUGUAUGCGAACUCCUUCAAGAGCAUCGUGAAGCUGUACAAAAACGAUCGCAUUUUUGUAGAGCAGGCCAAUGGGUUGCUGUCCAACCUGAUGUCCUAUAUGGAUCAGUCCCUGAUGAGGAACGUCUACCACGGCUGUCUGGAGUACAACCUGUUGCGGCGAUACUUCACUUCCGGCUAUAUAAACAGCUCACUGGCCUGCCAGCCGUACAAUGGCGAACUGGAACCCAUCUAUCUGCCCAAGUUUGCCGAGCUCUAUCUCACGGAUGACUCGGUCAUGCAACGCAUUAUCCAGCUGGUCAAGGACUACGAUGACUUCAGCGUGGAGGAGGUGCAGCCGAAUGUCCAUCUCUACAGUUUCCGGAGGUCCCUGAACGAGGUCUUCGAGCAGGAGAAUCAAACUGUCAUUCCUACAAGGCUGUGCUUCAGGGACUUUACCCUGUACGAAAUGGAAGCCUUUCUCAACGACUUGGUCACCCCGCAAAAAUUCAGCGAGAUCACCGACAGUUAUAUGUCACGCGACACUCAGAGCACCGAUGUGAUCUUGGGUCAGGAUCCCUUGAUGGUCAAGUGCAACGAGGACAACGAUCGUGUUCCCAUCGAUCCAAAGGUCUUUGUUCGACCGAAAUCGAUAAAGGCCCAGUUGGCAAAUAAGAGGGAAAAGAAGGAACUGGACGAUGGAACGCGUUCUGUUAGCCGCAAGAACUCUCUAAUUCCGGAAACUCUGAUGUCGGCCAGAUUCACGAGACAAUCUAGAAAGUCUGCAGCUCCACCAUCACGCGCAACUUCCACAGUUCUGCCGAGGGAAACUGCAAUCUCGAAGCAGGAAUCCCAUUUGUUUGUGGGUCUCGGUCGAAAUAAUCCCCUGCUGGAUGGCUACAAUCUGGAUGACACUAGGCAAACAAUCAAGUCGAAGACCUCGAAGUAUUUCUUCGAAGAGGGAAGGAUGAUGUUGUAUGAGGAGAGGUGGAAUUUUCGUCAGAUGAACAAGUGCCUGGCCCUCGAGAUCGGUGGGCAGGAAGUCCAUUUCCGGAGUGCCGAGGAACCCUUGGGAGCUGCUGCCACGGAUUCCAGUGUGCGGAUCGUGUCGAGGAACGGAAUCAGUUUGCGGGUGAUGCCCAGGAAGAUGGAGUGCGCCAAGGCGGUGCUGAAUUUCCCCAAUGGACUGAGCACCUACUGCCACGACACCCACACGGAGCACCUGUGGCAAUAUCAGGAUAACGAGCUGGACGAAAGUCGGCGUGUCUGCACUCCCUAUGGCUGUGUGAUUGUGUUCUACCAAAGCACCGACACCAUUUUGAUUAUGCGAUAUAACGGAGAGGUUUACCAGCUGUACAGCUUUACGGAGGCCGAUAACGAGGAGGAAGAGGACCUGAACUCGGAAUUUAUCCAUGCCUGCUCCACGCAGUCCGCCUACUCCAGCUACCAGCCAAUUCGAGAUCCCAAGAAGAAGGAGAGAAGCCGGCAGUGUUCGACCCAAAAGAAUUCGAUAGCCCGCAGUGAGGGAGGAGGAGGCGGAGGAUUGGACUCCGUCCUGCGGCCCUCGACCCAAAGCGUCGGCUCCAAGAUAACCCAGAAAAGCCUGGCCUCCAUGGCCUCGUCCUUGGGCAAGCGGAAGAGCCAGCUGCUCAGGGAGCAGCAGGCGGCCGCUCUAUUCGAAAGCAUCAAGUUCGAGCUAACCUACCUGAAUUUCAUCAUGUCUCUCUACAAGCUGAGCUAUCGUCACCUCAAGUUGACCACCUCGCUGGGCAGUGUGGUCCAUGUGCAGAGAGAUGGAAAAAUAUGGUGCGGCAAACCCAUUCGAAACACCGAAUGGCAUGACUAUUUCGCCAACGAGGCCUAUUCGAUGCGAGACGAUGGUGUCAAGAUGAUCUGGACGAGGAAAGAGUUGAAGUGCUACCAUAACGACGGAACCGUCAUCACUUCCGGAACCAUCGAGGGCUGGGAUCCCGGCACGGAGGUCGAUGAAUUCGACAUUGAAAUCAGUACGAGCAGCUCCCAUGACAAUGCUGAAAUAAGCGAAACAAUCCGAAAGGAGACUAUUUUCAUCAAUACCCCAGAUGGUUUACCUUUUAAAGACGUCAGCCAGGACGUUUCCAUAAGUGGGGAAUCGCUAAGUGCCAGUUUGAGGAGUAAAGGUUUAUCUCUCAAGAGCGAUAUCAUGCCGGAGGAGGAGGAGGGCGAGGUGUACUUUGAGAAAAGUUACAUAACAUUCAUGCCAAACAGUUUCGCCAUAAAUCACAAGGUCUACGCCGGCAUUCACUUCCUGUUUACCCACAUCACAGAGGUGGAUCUAGAUCUGCACACCUCGAUCUCCACCUGCGACAAUCUGAAUGUUCGGGUAUUCAAAGAUCAUAUAUCAAGUGAAAUGCAGCACUCGGAACCGCCCAUGGAGACUCCUUCCUCGGAGGCCGAUUCAGAUGAGUGGACAAAAACUAGAAUUCGGAAGAAAUCUCGAUAUUCUGAAACGGAUGAUGCUUCUUAUGACGAAAUAGCUUCGCCUGCCAGCGAAGAGGAACAAAUUCCGGAGGAAUUUAAAUUGAUCGAAACCACGUGUGUGCAGGUCGAAUGUAACAACCUGGUUUUAGCUUUAUUUGAAGAUCGCGUCACUAUACAAACCCAUCUGCGUAAGUUUGGAUGCGACGAAAACGCAAGGUGCGACUUGCAAGUGCGCGACGAUAUAGAAUUAAGGGUUAACUUUGCCGAAAGUCUGUCAACAACUUUUAGGAACUGGGUAGACGAACUAACCAGUUUUAUCAAUUGCUUCUGUCCAAAGCGGCGCACCCUGUAUUUCCUGGAAACCCAAAACACAUCGUGUCAAAAGAAAGGAUUUGAGUUGCUGAAAUCGGUUCCGCCUCUGGGAAAAUAUAACUUUUGUGCUGGCAACUUCUUUAUCGAUGUGAACGAGCUGACUUCGUUAGAUUCGCAAAUGAAAAACGAGUACGAAUGGUUUGAAAAGGAUGUGCAAAAGUUUCCCCGCUUUCAAGAUGUCAAAAAACCGCCACCGCCAGACGAAUUUCCCAUGGUUUUAAACUCAAGAAUAUAUGUGCAAAUACCAGCGGAACUAGCCAAUACGGAUCGAAUACACCAGUUCGUUUCUGAGUUUGACACGAUCAAGUUUAGGAAGCAACGAUUUCGAUUUAAUGAGUCUAUUCUGUUUCAUCUGCAUCCGCGUCUUCGCCUUCUGGUUCAACAGGAGAUUAGCAAGCGCAGUUGGAAGAGUCAUCAUGCCGAGCAUCGUCGCCGGAUGUUCAUAGAACAACAGCGCCUUAGUUUAUAUAUGGCCAUGCUGAAGCACAAGGUGUACCCCAACUACUUCCAGUUCAAGGACGAGUUCAACUCCCAUGUUCGGAACAUCGAGUUCUUCCAGUUCAUGACAUCCAAAUGCAACGAGAAGGUCCAUCCCGAGGAGAUUAUCAUCGAUCCCGCCGAGGAGCCAAGCCCACCAUACGCAAGCAAAGCUAAAUUAAAGAAGAACAAGUGUGUCUGUCCCAAGUAUCUUAAAUCCAUAGAUUAG